This is a messenger RNA of Carassius auratus (goldfish), 1475 nucleotides long. RefSeq names its product ubiquitin-conjugating enzyme E2 E2. The transcript is spliced from 6 exons. NCBI's taxonomy places the organism in Eukaryota, Metazoa, Chordata, Actinopteri, Cypriniformes, Cyprinidae. Bases 169 to 774 code for a protein of 201 amino acids. The record is from RefSeq and is a predicted model, not a curated record.
GCGUAGAGGCGGUCCGGCUGCUUCAGUUUCUGUAAUCGCUUUUUUCUGCUACCUUCAGUUAAAUAGCGACGAGACGAGAACGAGCGGACGGCCCGACUCUGACUACACGGUAUCAUCCAGGAAAAGAGAACCGGGACUCCACAUCGACGGCCGCUCGGCAGGGCCAAGAUGUCUAGUGAGGUGCAGAGACCAGAUGACAGCCCCAGCACAAGCGGAGGGAGUUCAGACAUCGAGCAGCGGGAGACAGCACCUCCUCAGCAGGAGCGGGAUCUGGUGGCGCCCAAGAAGAAGGAGACCAAGAUCUCCAGUAAAACCGCUGCCAAACUCUCCACCAGCGCCAAGAGGAUUCAGAAGGAGCUUGCAGAAAUCACACUUGACCCUCCACCGAACUGCAGCGCCGGCCCCAAAGGAGACAAUAUCUAUGAAUGGAGGUCAACUAUUUUAGGACCACCCGGCUCUGUGUAUGAAGGAGGGGUCUUUUUCCUGGACAUUGCAUUUACACCUGACUACCCAUUUAAACCACCCAAGGUAACGUUUCGUACGAGGAUCUAUCACUGUAACAUCAACAGUCAGGGUGUGAUCUGUCUGGACAUCCUGAAGGACAACUGGAGCCCGGCGCUCACCAUCUCGAAGGUGCUGCUGUCCAUCUGCUCUCUCCUCACAGACUGUAACCCAGCGGAUCCUCUGGUCGGGAGCAUCGCCACACAGUACUUGACCAACAGAACAGAACAUGACAGAAUAGCUAAACAGUGGACGAAGAGAUACGCCACAUAAAGCCUGGCUCCCGUCCCGUCCCGUCCCGUCCUCGACUCAAACACACACUAUACCCCCCUCAGCCCUGCUGUGCCUCUACCUCUCUCUCCCCGUCUGCUGAAGCACACUCACCAAGUGCAACAAUAGAUCUGGCCCUUCUUCCUUCCAACUUCCUGUAGACCUUUCUGUGAAGAAACUCUCCUUUGUUGACUUGAAAGCUUCUUUUUAUACAAAGAGUAGAUUGGGACUUUAUUUUCCAAUUAUCUGAAUGUUUGAAUUCCCUUGGGAGAAAAGGAAUACUAUUGUUAUUAUUAUUAUUAUUAUUAUUAUUAUUGUCCUUCAACUUAAUGUAUGCAUAUCCUUUCUUUUAAAGUGGCAUCAGGAACAAAUACAGCUUAUAUGAACUACUUUGAGUUUCUCAUAACUGUAUAAUGUAUUUCUUUAAUUUCUCCUCUCUCUCCUUUUGUUAGAAGUCAGUAAGGUUUCCAUGCAUGUAACUGCAAACUCUGCCCUCUUGUUUUGUUUGUAUGUAUUUUUUAAACUCAAUGUCAUGGCGGCCAUUGGACGAUAGGCUUGCUUGUGAAUAAAAAUAAAAAAACAAUAUGAAAAGGACAAAAAAAAUGAUGUGUACAUAUUGCUACAUGCUAGCUCUGGCCAGAAUGGACUGUUGUGCACUUGCUUCAUGAAAAACAGCAUAAAUAAACACUGUGGCUGAAUUGUCA